GGGGCCUAAACAACCACCGUCUUAUGUGCGGUUGUCAUGGUCUGCACGCUUCCUUCAGAAGCUCACAAGCCUUUCCAAAGUCCUCAACCAAAAAUGCCAAACCCCACCAACCCUAUCUAUUCAAGGAGAAGACUCGAGUAUGGUUUGGGCCACAGAAGUGCUUCUUACUUGGUGUUUGAAGAUUCCACAUUUCCAUCGUCUAUAUCAGUUUGUUGGCUGCAAGAAUCUGAUUACAUGUAUGAUGCUAUCAUUGCUGAUGGUGAGAUCGAUAAGUUCUUCUACCGCGACUGCUUUACAUCCUCUCAAUCCCAUCACUUGCCAUGCUUCGUUCUUUGUGUUCAAAAGCCAAAGCAAAAUCCUUCUUUUCCAGUAUGUUGUGUCAAUAGUGAUUCUCAUCAUUUCUCUCUAUCGAAGUUCUCAUCAUUUCUCUUUUUAUCUUCGGGUUGUGAGAGAGACUAAAUCUUCGUAUCAUCAUCGGAUUGGCGACCCUUUCUCCACAGUCCUUUUGACAAUAGACAGCUGACAACAGAUCGAGUAUGGAAUGAGUCAGACGAGACUUUGUGGCUGAAGGGAACUCAGAAAGAGUAUUCUCCUGAGAGGUUCUUACACGAUGGACUUGGUCUGUGCCACUGACAUACCUAAACCCGCGUCUGCACCGUCUUCAACCCCAACAAAACCAUCACCUCCCACCCCUUGGAAUUAACAAUGAUCCGAAAGACGAGAUCAAUUCUUCAAGCUCAUCUUCCUCUCUUUCUCUCUCCCCCACUAUUCCUCCUCGUUCCGUCUCUUCCUGUGUUACGAUGAUAUACGCCAUCCUCUUUGCCGCCCUUCGCCUCCAAUGCGUCCUCCAAGCUUCGUGCUCCUCCUAUUCCUCCUCCUCCUGGUCCUUCUUUCGAUCUCUUUGCCGGCCAGUGUUGCUUCUCCUCUGUCGACGGUAGCUAUAUCCCGUGCGUCCAACGCGACGGUGGUUUGUGCUGUGGUUCGUUCCAUAGCCAACGAUGAGUACGAGCUUAGUUGCACCAGCCUGCCCACGGGGCUCCAACUCACGUACACGUCGGGCAACAUCUCCUCCUCCGCCAUCGCUGGCGGUGAGGGAUUCCUGUGUUUCCUCCGCAUGUCCACCAAUGUCUCCACCAUGGUGUGGUGGGGCUUCUAUCAGGAAUCCGACUACUAUGGCUCGUCGCGGGACUACAAGAGGGUCUACCGUGGGCCGCCCCUCGCUGACCUCUCGGCUGGAGACUCGCGUGUUUGCGGCAUCCAUGCCGGAGGCCGCCCCAUUUGCUGGCGAUGGAAGCAGCUGGUCUUCCCGGAGGGGGUAAGAUUCUCUGACAUCGCCGUCGGCCGGGACUUCGUCUGCGGAUUGUUACGGGGCUCCAUGGAGAUCCGGUGCUUCGGAAAUGACACCGGCGUCGUGGGCCACGAGCCGACGGGGUCGUAUCGGACGAUCGCCGCCGGAUCCCGGCACGCCUGCGCGGUGUCCAGGGAAGGCAAACUGGUCUGCUGGGGAACAGGGGCGCCAGCAAUGGGAGCGACUCCUUCCGAGAUCAGCUCAUUGGCCUUGGGGGAGAACAAGACGUGCGCCCUCGGAAGCCAAGGAAGAGUGACGUGCUGGGGAGAGAGGUCGAAUUUGCCGUGCAGCCUCAACGACACCCAGUUCAUGGCGAUUCAAGCGAAGGGCAGCGCCAUCUGUGGGAUCCUCAGGGUGGACUACUCGUUGUAUUGUUGGGGCAGCGACGUUUUCGAUCACAAUCCGGUCGUCUACGCGAACGUGUUGCCCGGCACUUGCGUGCCGAUAUCUAGUUGUCCCUGCGGCGUCCUGGAAGGCUCCGGCACACUGUGCGACAGAGGAAGCGCCGUCUGCCGUCUAUGCGAGCCCGAGAAAAUAUCGAAUCCGACGGCAUCUCCGACUCCUUCCUCUCCUCCUCCUCCAUCGACAAACAGAGCCGAGACUUCUCACAAGAGGAGAACGGUUUUCGUGGUGAUAGGCUCCGUCGGGCUCGCCCUCGGGGUUGCGGCAUCGUUCUGCUUCUGUCUGCUCCACUUCGGUCGAUGCAAUGGCCGCGUCCACGACUUGGGCGGAAUGCACAGCGCGGCGGCAGGGGCGCUGCCUCCGGCCGUUCCGUCAGCGCUCGCGAGGCCGCACGGCUCGGAAACCUCGCACACGCCGAUCGAGUGGCGAUUUAGCUCGCUGGUCGGCGGAGGCCGCAGUCCCAUGGUGGAGGAAUUCCCGCUGUCAGUCCUCCUCGCCGCGACCGACAACUUCGCGGAGUCCCACAAGACCGGCUCCGGCAGCUUCGGGUCGGUCUACCGAGCCACGCUGGACGACGGCCGCGUCGUGGCCAUCAAGCGGGCCGAGACGUCGGCCUCGACGUCGAACACCCCCGCCGCCCCCUCAUCAGCAGCGGCCGAGAACAAGCGCCACGACAAGGAGUCGGCGUUCCUCUCCGAGCUCGCCCUCCUCUCCAGGGUGAACCAUAAGAACCUGGUGCGCCUGCUGGGCUACUGCAAGCAGGGCGCGGAGCGCGUCCUCGUCUACGAGUUCAUGACCAACGGCACACUCCACGACCAGCUCCACAAGCUCCCGGGCGCCAGCCUCGCGUCGUGGAGCGCGCGUCUCCGGGUCGCGCUCGACGCCGCGCGCGGGCUCGAGUACCUCCACACCUACGCCGUCCCUCCCAUCAUCCACCGUGACAUCAAGUCCUCCAACAUCCUACUCGACGACACAUGGACGGCCAAGGUCUCCGAUUUCGGCCUCUCCCUAAUGAACCCGGUCGACGAGGAGCAGGGUCCGGUCCGGACCGCCGGCACCGUCGGCUACAUGGACCCCGAGUACUAUCGCCUCCAGCACCUGACCGCCAAGAGCGACGUCUACAGCUUCGGCGUCGUGCUACUGGAGCUGCUCACCGGGUGCAAGGUGAUCCGGCGGUACGACGACAGCGGCACGCCGAAGAACAUAGUGGAGUUCGCGGUGCCGCACAUCGUGGCCCACGACAUCCACCGGGUGCUCGACCCGAACCUCCCGCCCCCGAUACCGAGCGAGAUCGAGGCGGUCACCUACGUCGGCUACCUGGCGAUCGACUGCGUGAGUCCGGAGGGCCGAGAGCGGCCGACCAUGACCGAGGUCGUCGACGGGCUGGAGCGGGCCGUGGCGGCUUGCGACACGCCGGCUGGGUCCCUGGACCGGUCCACCACGGUCCGGUCCAUCUGAACCGCAGAUGCGAAGCGGCUCGCACGUCUUCCCGAUUCUUUUUUUUUUAUUUUGUAAUCUAUAAUUCAUUGGUUGAAUAAAAGAUAUUUUUAUGCC
Messenger RNA from Musa acuminata subsp. malaccensis (wild Malaysian banana), 3304 nucleotides. Its product is annotated as serine/threonine-protein kinase-like protein CCR4. NCBI's taxonomy places the organism in Eukaryota, Viridiplantae, Streptophyta, Magnoliopsida, Zingiberales, Musaceae. Gene Ontology annotation, molecular function: protein serine/threonine kinase activity; ATP binding. The record is from RefSeq and is a predicted model, not a curated record. Gene Ontology annotation, biological process: protein phosphorylation.